AUGGGCCAUCCGGCGCCGCGUCCGUCUCCCGGGAGCCCGCGUUGCCUGGACGACGGCGGCGCGCGGGACCCGGAGCUGAGGACGUUCGGAGGCGCAGCAGAGCGGACGCUGCGGGCGGAGAGCAUGAGGACCCGGUGCCUGUGUCAGAUCUGCACCUGCGGGCGACAUCGUUGUCCACAGGGGACCACCAGGAUUUAUGAACAUUCUGGCGUGUACUGCCCCACAACUGAGUAUUUGGAAAAAUAUCCUACAUAUGGCAGUGUUCUUCCGGCUCAGAGUCUUAAACCCAAGCAAGAAUUUCGAGGAUACCGUGCUAAAAUGGAAGGAAUAACAACGUUUAAGUAAAUAUUGAGAAACUUUUUGCUCUACUUACUUUUCUCCCAACUCUCUGGUCUUAAUAAAGUUUUUUAACUCUUUAAACUGAA
This is a messenger RNA of Pteropus alecto (black flying fox), 425 nucleotides long. Its product is annotated as stabilizer of axonemal microtubules 1-like. NCBI's taxonomy places the organism in Eukaryota, Metazoa, Chordata, Mammalia, Chiroptera, Pteropodidae. Bases 1 to 345 code for a protein of 114 amino acids. The transcript has 3 exons. The record is from RefSeq and is a predicted model, not a curated record. Gene Ontology annotation, molecular function: microtubule binding.